CUUGAACCAAAACUUGCGGUACUGUUGCAAGUCCGCUAGUCAGUGUAGAAUGAGUGAAGUGUAGAAAUUGGUAUUUUUUAAAUUCCUCAGAGAACCACUACAGCGCGGGUGUGUUGACUCGCAGUCUAGGUGUCCCUGAGCAACUCGCGUCUCGUAAGCAGUAGAACGUUUAUUUUUCCUAGUUUUCUGUUUCAUUUUUGUGGAAGAUGCUUUCUGGGUCUGGCUGUGCCUUGUGGAUUGUAUUGCUGUCACACUUGGAAACCGCCUACGCGACUUACUCAGAAGAUCAAUGCAGCUGGAUGGGGAGCGGGCUGUCCCAGCAGCCAGGCAGCGUGGAGCAGAUCUCCCUCCACUGUGCUGAGGGUUCCCUGGACUGGCUGUACCCCAAGGGGGCGCUGCGGCUCAGCCUGUCCCCCAGACUCCCCUCAGGAGCGGUGGGUCCGGGGGGUGCGGGCCGGAGCUCGGGGCUCAUCACUGCCUGCAUCAAGCCCGAGGAGACGUUCUGGGGGGCGCAGAUCUACCUGGAACGGGACGGGAUCCUGGAGCUGCUGGUGGGAGAUCGGCCUGACUCCCCUCAGCCCCCCCGAGUGCGCUGCUUCAGCCGGCCACCUGGAGAGAAGGUGGCUCUGUUCCUGCAGGCCACCCCUCACCAGGACAUCAGCCGCAGGAUCGCAGCCUUCCAAUACGAGCUGCGCGGGGACUGGAACGCACGGCUGUCUCUCGACUCCAAUACCGUCCACCACGAAGGAGCCUGCAGACCCUGCAAUGACACAGAGAUACUGAUGGCUGUCUGCACCAGUGACUUCGUGGUUCGAGGGAACAUUCGCUCGGUGUUGAAUGACGAGGACCUGCGAGUGUCUGUGAUCAAAGUGAGCGCGUCGCGGGUAUACCGGCAGAAGUACUCCCUUUUCCCCACCGGGGGGCGCUUGACAAAGGCCGGGGAGAUCCGGACCCUGCUGCAAUGCGGCGUCAAGCCUGGAGCCGGCAGUUUCCUCUUCACCGGGAGAGUGCACUUCGGGGAGGCCUGGCUGGGCUGCGCUCCCAGGUACAAGGACUUCCGUCGGGCCUACGAGGAGGCCCGGAACGCACACGAGAUCCCCUGUGAACUGGCCUCUGACUGAGAGACACAAACAGCUUCCCGCCACAGGAGGAAAUACAGCCCUCUGCACGGCCUCUGAAAUCUACCUCCAUACCAAGUUUUGUUUUUUAUUGUUCCAGUGGUUCUAAAAGGACCAACACGGGAAGCAACAUUCCAGAUACACUGUAGGAGGAAUCGGAAAUGGAUGCAGUAUAGGAGAAGGAUUCUGAAAGAGUGGAAGGGCCCAAACUGCAUGCCUGUUUUAUGAAGGAAAGCAGGAGUGUGCAAAACACAGCAAGAGACUGGAGAUACAUGAAAUAAUGUUGCAUGAUAUACUGUAUAUGUGGCCCAGUCAUAGACUGAAAGAUUUUGUUGGGCUGUUCAGUACAACCCCAGCCCCCCCCCCCUGUUUUUAGUAAUUGCACCUGCCAUUUCCCUCUUGUGUUUAUAAGGGGAAGGACCACUUUUGGAGAGGAUGGGGGGAUCAUUUUCUGAUUUGCACUGUUCUGUUUUCAUGUAAAUGAAAGGACCAAGAUUGAAAAAAAAGUAAUAAAAGCAAGCACUGAAUUAUCUGGAAACCAAAAUUUUUACACAGGUGUAUAUAUACAGAACAGUAUUAAUAUAUAAUUUGACUUCAGCUCGCCCUAGUUUAUUCCAUAUGAAAGCUGUAGUAAUAGGCGUAUACAUUUUUUUAUUUUAUUUUUUGCUGUAGAUAUAUACACCCUGUAUAUUUGGUGAACAGACCCUGUAUAAAAAACAAAACAAAAAAACGACACAAAAAUAUGAACCGUAUGCUUCAAAUGGCGAUAGUAUAAAUGGAUUUAUAGACUAUUCGACGUGUUGAGGAAACCUAUUCCACGUAAACCCUGAAGUGAAAUAGAAACCCGAGGGGGCACUAUACUGCAGUGGGUUUGUGAAACUAUUUCAGUCAGGUUUGUACUUGUCGUGUUGGAGCUCAGUUUAGACUAGGCAGACUAUGGUUACCACCUUACCGAAGUGGGCAACUUUAAAAAACCUAGAAUAUAGUAAAAGUUGUGGAAAUGCCACAGUCUGUUGUGACGGUACAGUUGAAGUGUAGUCUCAGCGAGUCCUAUAGAAUGUGUGUCUUAUGUGCUGGAUUUUUCUCUGUAUACCUGAAAGUGAAUUAGUACACACUGGUCUGUUGUUCAGAAUCUGUUAAACACUAAGGGCUAGUUUUUGAGUGCAUUUUAAAAUGUUACCUAAGGUGGAGUCAGCUUUCAAAUGAUAACAAACUACGUGCUGAAGUCGGUUUGACUCCCCAGUGCUGUAAAAUAAAUAGUCUAAUCAAAUUCAGGGAUGUGUUAUCAUGUUGGGGUAUACCGUCGUCAAGGAAACCCCUUAGCUUGGGAGGUAUGUGUUAGAGGAACUCAGUGUGUCAAACAUGCACAUUUUGUUAAGCAUUAACCAAGCAUUUUAUUGAAUUUAACAGAAGUUUCUGCAACGUGAAGUACAGUAAAAUAUUUGUAAAAGUGUGAUGUAGGGGAAUAAUACUGGAAUUUGGUGGUGGUUAUUUCUCACCUGCAGUCUAAUGUGCUUUAGAUCUUAAAACAUGUAAAAUAGCAGAACGUUGCACCCAAUCCUAAUUGUUUUAAAAGUUGCAUCCAGCUUUUAAUACUGGGACACUAGCUCUAGACAUGAAUAUUAAAAGGCACAGAGUUGACUAAUCCUAUAUGUGUUCAGCAUUAGCCAAAACACGUAUCUAAGUUUUCUUUUAGUUUCACUUCAAACUAAAAUCUUAAGGCUGUUGGCUUUAGCAGUAGGGUGUAGAGAUUACCUGCCAGAAAUCUGCGGCUUUUAAUAUUGAAGCAAUAUUGACCAUAUGCAUUGUCCAUUCCAAAUGGUGAACUUCACUAAAUGUCAGAAUCUGAUGGGUGAACUUUGCUUUCUGCAAACAUUUCUGCAUAUCUAGAAGUGUGUUUAUGAAUUUAUGUACAGCUCAAAGUCUAGUCUUUGCUGUUUCGGUGUUGCAUGUGUUUAUACCUUGUUUUUGUAUCAAGUGCACUAAAUUAUGAUUUAAGAACUGAUACCAAAUGUAGUUUUUGAACAAGAACACUUAUAUGAAAUGCACCUCGAGAGCUUCAAACUGCCAUUUUGUUGACGAUGUUGUAUUUGUUUUUUAACCUGUUACCAGGGUGACUAGCUGGAAGAGUGUGUCUGUGUGUUUGUGUUAAUCUCAGUGUAUAUAUGUAUAUAGAAAUGGUUUACAAAACGCUAAUGGGUUUAUUAAUUUGUGCUUCUGUGUUAUGAGCAAAAUCUAUUGCUGUGUUUGUACUUGAAAUGUCUUAAAAAGGUUUAAAAGGAAAA
Messenger RNA from Acipenser ruthenus (sterlet), 3403 nucleotides. Its product is annotated as meteorin-like. Gene Ontology annotation, molecular function: hormone activity. The transcript has 4 exons. Gene Ontology annotation, biological process: positive regulation of axonogenesis; glial cell differentiation. The coding region runs from base 207 to 1121 and encodes 304 amino acids. Lineage: Eukaryota; Metazoa; Chordata; Actinopteri; Acipenseriformes; Acipenseridae. The record is from RefSeq and is a predicted model, not a curated record.